CCUUGUGCACUGAGGGUCUCUGGGCUGGCAUCUGCUCUGCACAGGGUUUUUGUGUUGCUGAAAGGUUUGGCCAGCGUUUGACUGAGUCGUUUUUGCACAAGUUCAGCUGUAGUGCUGAGCAGUGCCAGGGCUGUGCAGGGACCCAUCUCUGCCUCGAGGCUGCCAGGGCUCAGGCACAUGCACUUGGUGGGCCUGGGAGGACAAAGCCAGUCCUCCGGAUGGGGCCUGGGCUUGGCGAGGGCAGAGCAGCCAGUCCGGUCCCCUCCCCGGCCUCGCCCACGGCCCCGCCCCCUGCUCUGGCUGCCCACAGCGGCUCUCACCUGUGGCGGGGCAGAUCUCCGCUGCCACACCCCAGGGAUCCAGGAAGGCGGGCUGUGUGUUCUGGGCUGGGGUUCGCCCUUCUGGACGCAGGCAAGAGGCGGGUGGGGCUGCGCACUCACGCCUUGGAGGGCGCCUCCGGAGUGACCGCGGGGUCGGCGCAGUCCGUCACCCCGCACCUGCUGUCCCCCACCGGCCCUUCCAGUUUCUCGCUCGAACUCGGGCGUCCCCAUGGGCCUCCGUCGGCACCCCAGCCCGACGUCAGCCUGGGGCAUAGAGCCCUUCCUCAGGAGGCGCCUGACAUUUCUGUCCUUCUUUUGGGACAAGAUCUGGCCCGCGGAGGAGCCAGAGGAUGACACCCCAGUGGCGCCGGGCCCAGAGUGUGCCGCGGAGCUGAGCGUCAGCCGCGGGGACCGACUCUACGCCCUCAAGGAGGAGGGCGCCUACAUCUUCGCCCGCCGGCUCUCAGGCCCGCCCAGCGCCGGGCUGGUGCCACUCUCCUACGUGGCUGAGGCUGCCUGGGAGACGCCAGCAGAACAACCCUGGUACUUUAGUGGGAUCAGCCGGACCCAAGCCCAGCAGCUACUCUUGUCCCCUGCCAACGCACCAGGGGCCUUCCUUAUCCGGCCCAGUGAGAGCAGCCUUGGGGGCUACUCACUCUCAGUCCGAGCCCAGGCCAAAGUCUGCCACUACCGAAUUUGUACAGCGCCUGGUGGCAGCCUCUACCUACAAGAAGGCCGGCUCUUCCCCAGCUUGGAGGCGCUGCUCACCUACUACAAGGCCAACUGGAAGCUGAUCCAGAACCCCCUGCUGCAGCCCUGCAUGCCCCAGAAGUCCCUGGCCCAGGACAGGUGGGAGCGGCCGCGCUCGGAAUUUGCGCUUCGGAGGAAGCUGGGCGAAGGCUGCUUUGGGGAGGUAUGGGAAGGCCUGUGGCUGGGCUCUGUGCCCGUGGCAGUCAAGGUCAUCAAGUCAGCUGACAUGAAGCUGGCUGACCUCACCAAGGAGAUUGAGGCUCUGAAGAGCCUGCGGCAUGAGCGGCUCAUCCGGCUGCAUGCGGUGUGCUCCACGGGGGAGCCUGUGUACAUCGUCACCGAGCUCAUGCGCAAGGGCAACCUGCAGGCGUACCUGGGCAGCCCAGAGGGCCAGGCACUGAGCCUGCCUCUCCUGCUGAGCUUCACCUGCCAGGUGGCUGAGGGCAUGAGCUACUUGGAGGAGCGGCACGUCGUCCACCGAGACCUGGCCGCCAGGAACGUGCUCGUGGACGAUGACCUCACCUGCAAGGUGGCCGACUUUGGUCUGGCGCGGCUCCUGAAGGAUGACAUCUACUCCCCGAGCAGCAGCUCCAAGAUCCCUGUCAAGUGGACAGCUCCAGAGGCGGCCAAUCAUCGUAUCUUCUCGCAGAAGUCUGAUGUCUGGUCCUUUGGCGUCCUGCUGUUCGAGGUCUUCAGCUAUGGCCAGUGUCCCUACGAAGGGAUGACCAACCAUGAGACGCUGCAGCAGCUCAGCCGUGGAUACCGGCUGCCCCGCCCAGCUGCCUGCCCAGUGGAAGUGUACCUGCUCAUGCUGGAGUGCUGGAAGGGUAGCCCUGAGGAGCGGCCUGCCUUUGCCAUGCUGCGGGAGAAGCUGGGCACUGUCCACAGGCACCUGCACCUGGGUCUCACAUGACUGGGGCUCAGACCCAGGG
This is a messenger RNA of Fukomys damarensis (Damara mole-rat), 2002 nucleotides long. It is a transcript of the gene Srms, whose product is annotated as src-related kinase lacking C-terminal regulatory tyrosine and N-terminal myristylation sites. The coding region runs from base 550 to 1983 and encodes 477 amino acids. Gene Ontology annotation, biological process: innate immune response; cell surface receptor protein tyrosine kinase signaling pathway; protein phosphorylation. The transcript is spliced from 9 exons. Gene Ontology annotation, molecular function: ATP binding; non-membrane spanning protein tyrosine kinase activity; signaling receptor binding. NCBI's taxonomy places the organism in Eukaryota, Metazoa, Chordata, Mammalia, Rodentia, Bathyergidae. The record is from RefSeq and is a predicted model, not a curated record. Gene Ontology annotation, cellular component: extrinsic component of cytoplasmic side of plasma membrane.